Molecule: messenger RNA, 1703 nt
Organism: Dendrobium catenatum
Lineage: Eukaryota; Viridiplantae; Streptophyta; Magnoliopsida; Asparagales; Orchidaceae
Product: eukaryotic translation initiation factor 4B3
Exons: 2
Coding region: 93-1325 (410 amino acids)
Molecular function (GO): translation initiation factor activity; mRNA binding
Source: RefSeq, a predicted model, not a curated record
CAAUAAAACGGCUGGCCGUUACCGCUCCCCUCCACGUUCUCCAUCCACAGAUCAAUCGCGAGCAAGAAGAGAGCGCGAGAGAGCUGGCAAUCAUGGCGACGGCAGCUUCGGCGUGGGGGAAACCCGGUGCUUGGGCGCUAGAGUCAGAGGAGCACGCGGCCAUGGAGAAGGAUAAUCUGUCAUCCACCUUCCCCUCACUCACCCCGGCCACCUCCGACCCCUCCGCCGACUUCCCCUCCCUUGCUACUGCCGCCGCUUCCAAGCCAUCGAAGAAGAAGAAACCGCAGGUUUUCUCUCUUUCCGAGUUUUCAGGCGGCAAGCCCGUCGGCCACGGCGCGGCAGCCCGAUCUCGGCCAGCGGACGCCUUGUCGUCUUCCUCCUCGAAGGGUCUCACCGCUGAUGAGAUCCUCCUCCUUCCAACUGGACCGCGCGAGCGCAGCGCUGAAGAGCUUGAGCGAUCAUCCAGAGGAUUCGGCUAUUCUACAUACGGCAACGGCGGGGCUCGUCGGGUGGACGGCUCUGUGUCUAGGGUUUCUGGGGAUGAAUCGAGGAGGAAUCCUUUGAAUAGGGAUUCUGGGCCAUCUCGCGCUGAUGAGGUGGAUGAUUGGGGUUCGAUGAAGAGAUCGGUUGGGCCGCCUACUGAGAGGAGGGAGAGAGGCGGUGGGUUUUUUGAUUCUCAAUCAAGGGCUGAUGAGGUGGACAGUUGGGUCUCCAAGAGAAGCAGUGCGUCUCCUGCUGAUGGUUUGAGAGAAAAGAGGGGUGGUUUUGAAAUUUUUGGCAAGGAGAGAUCUGCCGUGGGUGGGGCGGAGUCCGAUAGUUGGGGAAGGAAGAAGGAGGAAGUCAUUCGGGCGGAUUCGGAUACGUGGGGGAGGAAGAGGGAUGGUGUAUCUAAAGCAGAUUCAGAUACCUGGGGGAGGAAGAGGGAGGAAGUUAAUGGUGCUGGUGGUGGGCGACCGAGGCUAGUUUUGCAGCCUCGUUCGUUGCCGCUGGCCAAUGGAAAUACGGAUAGCAACGGUGAAGCUAAUCAUGGGGAGAAUCCAGUUGUUAAUAGCAAGGGGUCGAACCCAUUUGGACUUGCUCGCCCUAGAGAGGAAGUGCUGGCUGAGAAGGGGCAGGAUUGGAAGAAGCUUGAUGAGAAACUGGAUUCCAUAAAGAUAAGGGAAGGAGUGACUGAUGAACUGCCUUUAGGCAAGAAGGGACUGGGCUUGGGCAAUGGAAGUUUGUCUGAGGAUCGCACUGAAAGGAGUUGGAGGAAGGAACUUGCAUCUGAUGCUGUUGCUUCAAUGAAAGAGGAUCAAACCGAGGCGAGCUUACUUGAUAACUGAUCCGGUUGAGCUUAAUUUAAUGCAAUUAUGCAAGUGAUGGAGGCAUUCCUGUGGGCUGUGGCUAUCUCCGGCUUCAAAUUUUGUUCGUUAUAUCUUUGUGAUGUUUUUAAGUUUUUUUAGGUGAGCAGAGUCUAGAAUUUGGUUCGUUAAAUAUUAUACAAUGGUUUGUCCUGUUUGGAAAAUCUUUCACGGUUUCUUUGUUUCUGAGUGAUUGCGCUUGCUUUGCUUAGGAUAUUUAGCCCUUCUUGUUUCAGAGUUGUGUUUGGUUUGUUGAUUAUUUAGACAAAUUUGUCUACGUUGUUCUGCAUGUUGGAUUCAUAAUCAUUGUGAUAAAUUUAUUUGUAUGUUCUGUUCAGUGCGAAUCAAAAUAUUCAUAUA